AUGGUGGUGUUUCACAAUGAGGUGGAGAUUGAGGACUUCCAGUAUGAGGAGGACUUGGAGAUGUAUUUAUACCCCUGCCCAUGCAGGGAUACCUUUUCCAUCACCAAGGAAGAUUUGGAGAAUGGAGAAGACAUGGCAACAUGUCCUAGCUGUUUUCUCAUUACAAAAGUGAUUUAUUACAAAGAUCAGUUUAUGUGUGGAGAAAAAUUCCCAGCACCUUCCACCAACAAAGAAUUAGUUAAAUGCUGA
Messenger RNA from Choloepus didactylus (southern two-toed sloth), 249 nucleotides. RefSeq names its product DPH3 homolog. Gene Ontology annotation, molecular function: metal ion binding. Gene Ontology annotation, biological process: protein histidyl modification to diphthamide. Bases 1 to 249 code for a protein of 82 amino acids. Lineage: Eukaryota; Metazoa; Chordata; Mammalia; Pilosa; Megalonychidae. The transcript has a single exon. The record is from RefSeq and is a predicted model, not a curated record.